Salarias fasciatus (jewelled blenny) is the source of this 1407-nucleotide messenger RNA. It is a transcript of the gene paqr8, whose product is annotated as progestin and adipoQ receptor family member VIII. The record is from RefSeq and is a predicted model, not a curated record. Gene Ontology annotation, biological process: response to steroid hormone. NCBI's taxonomy places the organism in Eukaryota, Metazoa, Chordata, Actinopteri, Blenniiformes, Blenniidae. The coding region runs from base 205 to 1281 and encodes 358 amino acids. The transcript is spliced from 2 exons. Gene Ontology annotation, cellular component: plasma membrane. Gene Ontology annotation, molecular function: steroid binding; nuclear steroid receptor activity.
GCUCAGCUGAGAUUUUUCCUCCACCGCUGACCUUCCUGGACAUCACCUUCAUCCCCAGCAUGUGACAGCCAGCUCCAUCUGCAGGGAGGAUGGUGUGACACACACCCACACACAAACACACUCUCAUCUUCGUUUGUGAAGAUCACCCCCCCGCCGAGGUCCACAGGUGUUCAGGCAGCAACAACAGAGUCUCAUCAAACCAAGAUGGCCGACGUCCUGCAGCGACUCAGCACUGUGACCCUGAGCGUGAAGCACCUCAGUCGCCUCCCUCCUCUCACGGACCUCGUCCCCUCGUCCCUGCCGGCGCCCGGCCGGACUGUCGCCGCCUCGCAGGUCCCCAGCCUCUUCCGGGAGCCCUACAUCCUGUCGGGCUACCGGCCCGUCAGGCAGGACUGGCGCUGCUACGUCCUCAGCCUCUUCCAGCGGCACAACGAGUCCCUCAACGUGUGGACCCACCUGCUGGCGGCGCCCGUCCUGCUGCUCCGCUGGUGGGCCAACGUGGGCGCCCUGGGGUACACCUUGGACGCCGCCUCUCUGCCCCUGAGCCUCUUCUUGCUGUCGUCCUUCACCUACCUCUGCCUGAGUGUGACGGCACACCUGCUGCAGUCUCACUCCGAACGUGCGCACUACUUCUUCUUCUUCCUGGACUACGUUGGCGUCGCUCAGUACCAGUACGGCUGCUCUCUCGGCCAUUAUUUCUACACGUCGGAGGCGGCGUGGAGGGAGAGCGUGGGGCUGCUGUUUCUACCCGGCGCCGCCUUCUUCGGGUGGCUGUCCUGCGCCGGCUGCUGUUUCGCCAAGUCCAGGUACCGCCGGCCUUACCCACCGCGGCGCAAAAUCUGCCAGCUGAUCCCCACCAGCCUGGCGUACCUGCUGGACAUCAGCCCCGUCGCCCACCGCCUGCUCACCGCCUCCUGGGCGGACGAGCCCUCGCUGCCCUUCCACGCCCUGCAGGUGGCGUGCUUCCUGCUGGCGGCGCUCUUCUUCUCCUGCCCCAUCCCCGAGCGCUUCUUCCCGGGCCGCUGCGACUUCGUGGGCCAGGGCCACCAGAUCUUCCACCUGUUCCUGUCCCUGUGCACUGCGUUCCAGCUGGAGGCGCUGUUCAGGGACUACGCCAGGCGCAGGGACGCCGUGCUGGAGGUGUUUGGAGAGCGGCAGCUGUGGUGGGCCUGCGUUUCCUUCCCGAUACUCUUCGUAUGCUGCAUCCUGACCGCUUCGUUCACCAUGAGGCACGUCGGUAAGAAGCUACAGAGCAGACAGGAGCAAGGCAAGUCUUCAUAAGAGCUGCAGCGCUCCACAAAUUCAGUGUAUUGAAAAGUCACAAUAACUAUAAUAUUAAAAUGAGGCUAAUGUUGUUUUUAAAUUCUGUUUGUAUUAAAAAUAAUAAUUAUGCAAUAAAAUAUUUUG